CGUGGUGUGAACUGUUUAACCAUCAAAUUAGUCACAAAAUUAAUAGAAGAAGAAUCAAAACAACAUCAGCUGUUCAGAUACCGCUACAGCUGAUGUAAUCAGUCGCAAGACCAAAAUUUUCACAAUUUGUUUGUAUAAAAUGUCUAAAUUUUUACAAAUAUCAUUUAAAAUAAGUCUGAAAAAUUAUGUAAAACAUAAAAGUCUGUUAAAUUACCGCUGUCGGCAACGCUGGACAUCGAAUUUAGCCAAUUUAGCACCAGGAUAUCAACCAAAACUAGUGGAAAAUGACAAAUGGAAUAAGAGUUAUGGACAGUCUUCUGAAACAAAAGGUAAAUGUAAACCUGGAACAUUUCGUAUGUUGCUGCCACCACCCAAUGUUACGGGAAAUUUACAUUUGGGUCAUGCUUUAAUGGCCACUGUACAGGAUGUUAUAUGCCGUCAACAAAGACAAUUGGGUUAUGAUGUGGUAUGGAUACCGGGCACAGAUCAUGCUGGCAUUGCCACCCAGGUGGUGGUGGAAAAAAAAUUAUUAAAAGAUCAAGGUGUCACUAGACAUCAAAUUGGUCGUGAAGAGUUUUUAAAGGAAGUAUGGAAAUGGAAGCAAGAAAAAGGUGAGGGCAUAACCGAUGAUUUACGUAAGUUAGGCUGUACGCUUACGUGGGAUAGAGAAUAUUUUACCAUGGAUAAGCGUCAAGCGUAUGCCGUGAAUGAAGCAUUUAUACGCCUUUUCGAGGAAGGUCUCAUGACACGCAAAGAGUCUCUAGUCAAUUGGUCUUGUGCCUUAGAAUCUGCAAUUUCUGAUAUUGAGGUAGAAACGUUAGACCUAAAAGGCGCCACCGAAAUUGCCGUACCAGGUUAUGACAAAAAUAUUACAUUUGGCCGUAUUUAUGACAUAGAAUAUAAAGUUUUGGGUAGCGACAAAGAAACAAUAACAGUAUCCACCACCAGACCCGAAACAUUGCUGGGCGAUGUCGCAGUAGCUGUUAAUCCUACGGAUGAGCGUUAUAAAAAGUAUCGUGAUAUGCCGGAGGUUUUGUUAUGGCAUCCUUUUCGUGAAGAACCUAUACCCCUGGUUUUCGAUGUAACUGUUGAUCCUGAGUUCGGUACUGGUGCUGUUAAAAUUACGCCAGCUCAUGACCGCAACGAUUUUGAAUUGGCCGCCCGGCAUUUACUUAAAGCCAAACAAGUAUUCACCCCUACGGGUCACAUAAAGCAGGAAUAUAAAGAAUUUGCUCAAUUGCCAAGAUUUGAAGCUCGUGAGAAAAUUUUAGAAAAACUAGGAGAAUUACAACUUUUAAAUUCUAUACGUGAUCAUACUAUGCAAUUGCCCAUAUGUUCACGGUCAAAGGAUGUUAUAGAGUAUAUGUUGAGAAAACAAUGGUUUUUGCAUUGUCAACCCAUGGCCGAUGAGGCUUUAGCGGAAGUUUUAAGUGGACGUUUGCAAAUAAUACCGAAUAAUUUCGAAAUUGAUUGGCAAAAGUGGCUGGAAAAUUGUCAUGAUUGGUGUGUGUCUAGACAAUUAUGGUGGGGUCAUCAAAUUCCGGCCUAUAAAGCUGUAGAUACCACUACCAAUGAAGCCACUUGGGUGGCAGCACACUCAGCAGAAGAUGCUUUAAGUAAAGCUCAACAUAUUUUAAAAUCAUCCUCUAUAACUGUAACACAGGAUUCAGAUGUUUUGGAUACUUGGUUCUCCUCGGCACUGCUACCCUUCUCCGCUUCAAAUUGGCCUUCAGAAGAAUAUAAAAAUGAUUAUCCCCUGGAUGUAAUGGAAACCGGCCAUGAUAUUUUAUUCUUUUGGGUGGCCCGGAUGGUAAUGUUGGGUGUGAAACUCACUGGCACAGCUCCUUUUAAGAAAAUACUGUUGAAUGGCAUUGUGUGUGAUGCCCACGGACGUAAAAUGUCCAAGAGUUUGGGUAAUGUAGUGACACCUCAACAAGUAGUGCAGGGAGCAUCAUUAGAGUCUCUGCAAGAGGAUAUAAAAUCAUCACAUAAAGCUGGUAUUUUAAGUGCUUCAGAGAUACAAAAAUCUAUUAAAGGUUUGCAGCGUAUGUUUCCUCAGGGUAUACAAGAAUGUGGCACCGAUGCUUUACGUUUUACCCUGUGCUGUCACAAUAUUAAAAGCCAUUUCAUAAAUUUUGAUAUCAAUGAAUGUUACACCAAUAAAUUAUUCCUGAAUAAAAUAUGGCAAGCUACUAGAUUUACACUGGGUGCAGCAGAACGCUUAAACAUGCCUCUUAACGAGGUGGAAUCAAUGAAUCAUGUGCCCUUAACCAAAUGGGAUUUAUGGAUUUUAAGUCGUUUGGCGGAAACUUUAAAAAUCUGCCAAGAAAGUUUUGAAAACUAUAAUUUACAUGCAGCCACUCAAGCUUUAAAGCAUUUCUUGUACAAUAAUUUAUGCGAUGUGUAUGUGGAAACCUGCAAAUCUAACAUUAAUUUACAAAAACCUGAAGGUUAUAUACACUGUGCCACUUUAGCCACUGCCUUAAGCUGGUCUUUACAGGCUAUGAGUCCUUUUACUCCUUUUCUAAGCGAAGAAUUGUUAAAAUAUUUGCCUCAAAACAUAGAAAUUGAGCUGAAUAGAUUUCAAAAUCCCCAAUUAGAGCAAGAAAUUAAUGAUAUUUUGGAUAUAUCACAAAAUGUUAGACAACUUAAGAGUCGUCAUAAUAUUUCCAAAAAAUAUGAUCCACAAUUGAAAUUGUUUGCCCAUAACGAAGAAGCUUUGCGGCUACUGCAGAGCCAUGUGCAAGAAAUACAAGCUUUAACUUUGGUGCGUGGUGUGCAAUUGGACAUGUUGAGCGAAAGUUCUAAAGAUAAUAAGGAUUUGAAAUUAUUUUCCACUGCGGGACAUUUGUGUAGUUUUGGCAUAUCAACCAAUGAUUUGUAUAAACCAAAAGCGGAAAAGUCAACAUUAGUGAAUAAUCUGAAUGAGCAGAAAUUGCAGAAACUGGAAGCUGAAUUGAAACGUUAUCAAAUGCGUGUGGAAAAUGAGGGUUUUCGCAAAUCCGCCAGUGCUGAGAUACAAGAGAAACAUGCGCAAAAGAUCCAACAAUUGGUGGUAGAAAUAGAAAAAAUUAAAUCCAUUGCAAGUUGAUUGUUUGUAAAUUAAAAUAAAUAACUAUUCUUUAUUUUUUAUUACAAAAUUAGUAAUAAUUGUUAUAAAAUAACUGUUUAAACUUAAAUUAAAUUUCUAAAAUAAUAAAAAAAACACUAUUUAAUUGCUAAAAGUAAA
Messenger RNA from Calliphora vicina (urban bluebottle blowfly), 3229 nucleotides. It is a transcript of the gene ValRS-m, whose product is annotated as Valyl-tRNA synthetase, mitochondrial. Gene Ontology annotation, cellular component: cytosol. Lineage: Eukaryota; Metazoa; Arthropoda; Insecta; Diptera; Calliphoridae. The coding region runs from base 140 to 3091 and encodes 983 amino acids. Gene Ontology annotation, biological process: valyl-tRNA aminoacylation. The transcript is spliced from 7 exons. Gene Ontology annotation, molecular function: valine-tRNA ligase activity; aminoacyl-tRNA deacylase activity; ATP binding. The record is from RefSeq and is a predicted model, not a curated record.